GAUCAUGCGUUUCAGUGUGUUGUAUAAUAAAGCGGUUGUUGAACAACAUGGCGGAGGAGGUGAGCACUGAGGGCGACUGCAGCUCUGCUGGGACAGACACAUUUCCCGUGGAGGAUUACGAAUGUAUAAUAUGCUACAACUACUUUGACCUAAACGUCCACAUCCCCAAACUGCUGGUCUGCUCCCACACCUUCUGCCUGGAGUGCCUGGACAAGCUGCACUCCCGGGAGGGUCGAACAUGGAGGAUCGGUUGUCCAGUGUGUCGCCACCGGACUCCGGUGCCCGACUACCGGGUGCACAACCUCCCUGACAACACCGCGGUGACCGAGGCUCUCCCGCUGAAAGAGCGUGUGACCCCAGACUUCCAUCCAGCGGGUGCAUCAGUCUCCUCUCUAGCAGCCUCCACUGAGGGCGAGGACAGUCAAGCGUUCAAGCAAGUGGCGUUCACGACGGGCUGCGUGUGCGCCAUCUUCUCCGUCCUGUCCACGGUGGUGCUGCUGUUUCUGGGCCUCAUCUUUGUGCACAACUUCAACAGCAGCAGCUCACCCCUCGGCCCAGUGUGUUUGUUCGUCUCCAGCCUCCUCGCCCUGCUCUCGCUCGUUCUCACGUGGCUGACCUGCCUGCUGAGGUACCGACCCGAAACUGGAGCGAGCAACUUCAGUGUCCACAGCUCCUAUGUAACGUGAUCGUCCGGCUGCAGAGCACGACGCAUGAACUCAUCUCAGCCAGUGUGAGAGUGUGACUUUAUAUAUUUAUAUUUACUGUGCUAAGACAUCCUUCUAGAUGCCUCUCUCAGUAUAAACGACUCAAUGACAACACAAGGACCUUUGUGGACAGAUUUUUUAUAAAAAUAAAAUGGAAACUAAAUUUACGUGCAAUUUAUUGCAUGACAUAUAUUAAAAAAUCUCGAAUCCAAUCAUCGGAAUUUUUGGCCAUAAAAUGUCUUAAAAAGUUUAAGACAGAGCUUAAGAUAAGUUUUGUUGUGAAGGUAACACUACAUGUAUAAAGUGGCAUUAAUUUUAGUCUAACUACUCAAUGUGAAAUUGUAUUGAUCCCAUUGGACAAAAACAGAAACAACAACACAAUAAAUAAAACCAUGGAAGUAUGAGUCCA
Molecule: messenger RNA, 1113 nt
Organism: Platichthys flesus (European flounder)
Lineage: Eukaryota; Metazoa; Chordata; Actinopteri; Pleuronectiformes; Pleuronectidae
Product: E3 ubiquitin-protein ligase RNF186-like
Exons: 1
Coding region: 48-686 (212 amino acids)
Biological process (GO): protein ubiquitination
Molecular function (GO): ubiquitin protein ligase activity
Source: RefSeq, a predicted model, not a curated record